Molecule: messenger RNA, 3234 nt
Organism: Eimeria maxima
Lineage: Eukaryota; Apicomplexa; Conoidasida; Eucoccidiorida; Eimeriidae
Product: guanylate binding protein, putative
Exons: 16
Coding region: 1-3234 (1077 amino acids)
Molecular function (GO): GTP binding; GTPase activity
Source: RefSeq, a predicted model, not a curated record
AUGCCUCAAUUGGGGGCAACACACAGAAGCCAAGCGGCAGCAGCCGCCCCUAAGCUGCUGCUGCUGCGCUUCUUAUGCCUGCUGCUGCUGCUGCUGCUCCCUGCUGCUGAUACAGCAGCAGCAACAGCAGCAAACGCCAAAUCGCAACAGAAACAGCAGCAGCAGAAACAGCAGAAACACCAGCAGAAACAACAACAGCAGCAGACACAGCAGCAGCAGCAGCAGCAGCAGCAAACAAAGACAGAAACCCCCGUCGUCAGGAGAGGGGGAAAACCCCUGCAGAUUGUUCUGCCCAAUGAAUUACACACAGGGUUUCGUGUUAAUGAGGAGGCCCUUGCGGAGCUGGAGAAGAUCCCCGCCCCUAUAGCUGUUAUUUCUGCUCUUGGUCCAAUUCAUUCGGGGAAAAGUUUCCUGUUGAACAGUUUGCUGCGUGGUGUUGGUGGUGCUACUGCAGCACAACAACCAUCAGCAGCAGCAGCAGCAGGAGCAGGAGGAGCAGGAGGAGAAGAAGGAUCAGGGUUUUCUGUUGGUUAUACAGUUGCUCCUGGGUCCUUCGGUCUAUCAAUUUAUUCUUUGCCUAUUUAUGUUGAAAGAAAAACAGGAAAACAGCUACCUGAUGCAGCAGCAGCAGCAGCAGCAGCAUCUGCUGCUGCAGCAUCUGCAGCAGCAGCAGCAGCAACAGCAGCAGCAGCAGCAGCUGCAUCAGAACCUAAAUCAGCAGCAUCCGGAUCUAAAACAGCAGCAGAAUCAUCUCCUUCCUCAUCUCCGCCAGCAGCAGCAGCAACAGCAGCAUCAACAGCAGCAGCAACAGCAGCAGCAGCAGCAGCAGCAGCAGCAGAAUCCUCUGUAGUAAAUGUACUACUAUUAGAUAGCGAAGGGUUUGGGGGCCCCAAUGUAACAAGAAGUUAUGAUCAAUUAUUAUAUAGUAUUGCUUUCUUCUUAUCUUCUCAUCUUAUAUUUACUACUAUGAAAAUGAUUGACGCACAGGAUUUACAAUUAUUGGAGGAUUUAACAAGAGAUGCAAAUCUGUUCUCUCUUAGAGCGCAUGCAAGUUCUGUACGCGAAUUACCUGAGCAGCAGCAGCAGCAGCAGCAGCAGCAGCAGCAGCCGAGGACAGAGACUUCUUCUGCUCUUCUCUCUCUCCUAAGUCCUUGCUGCCUCUCUUGGGUCGUACAAGACUUCGUACAGGAUCUAGAGGGAUUAACAGCACAAGAAUGGUUAGAUGCCUUGCUGAAUACAAACAGAUGGAUGACAUCACCACAAGCCAUCGAAGCUAAUGAGGCAAAAACACAUAGUAAACAUUCACUCAGGUCAUUAUAUAGCCAAGUAGAUUGUACGGCAUUACGAGCGCCAACAUCUAAUGGCAAUUUGCUGCAGAGAUUGGAUCUAUUAAGAGAAGAAGAAGAAGAAAAAGAAUACAAAAAAGAAUUCCUUUUAUUUAAGGAACGUCUUCUUGCUGCUGCUGCUGCACACCCGAAGCAAAAAUUAGCAGCAGGGGAGCCAUUGCUGCAGCAGCAGCAGCAGCAGCUACAGCAACAUAAACACAACCAGCAGCAGCAGCAACAGCAGCAGCAGCAGCAGCAGCAGCAGCAGAGAUAUAUGUCAGGCAAAGACCUAGCAGAACUCACGCGCUUUCUUGUUGCAGCAGCAAACGCGAAUAUGUUUGGUGACGUACAAGUCUUCAUGAAUCACUUCUCUACUAUACGAAGUGCGAUGGCAAAGAAUGACUUGGUAUUAUUAUUUGCAAGAGAUGUUGAACAUUUAAUUCGUCGGGAGUUGCCGCUGCUGCCUGAGGAAGUUGCUGCUGCUGCUGCUGUGCUGCGCCAAGAAACAUUAUCUUUAUGGCAGCAGCAGCUUGCUGCUGAGGUGUAUGUACACCAUACAGAGGUUAAUAAACAACAAGAACAAUUAUUAAAAGAAUUAGAUGAUGCUGUUGAUAAAACGGUACAAAAGGCAACAAAAUUAGUAUCAUCAUAUUGUAAAUCAAUAAGUGUAGAAGAAAUGAGUGUAUUAAUAGAGGCAAAAGAACAACAAAUAAAAAGACUUCCUCUUCCUCCUAAGGAAUUAACUGAUUAUUCUAAUUAUCAGCAGCAGCAGAGUAAGACAGCAUUGCUGCAGCGGCUGCAGCAGCAAGAUCGUGAUUAUACAACUGUUGCUGCAUGCAGCCACGAGCUGCAGCAACACUUCGAGGCUGUGCAAACCCUUUUCUUAGAUCUACACUCUGCUAAUAUUAAGAGUAUAACAGAUCGCAUGCAAAGAGCAGCAGAAAGAGCAGCAGCAAGUUUGCGGCAGCAACUGCAGCAGCAACCUGUUGAUUUGCUGCGCCCUUUGCAAGAGUUUAAGGGUUUGCUUCUUGAUUGGCAACAGGCUGCGUGGACAUUAUUUGAAUCGGAUGUUUCUUCAUUAAGAGAUGUAUCUGAUCUAUAUUCAGCUGUAUCUGCAGAUUUAGCAGCAACAUUAGCUAAAUUAGAGACACAAGCAUUAAGAACAUGGAGUAAUAAAUGCAAAGAAACAUCACAGGAGGUAUCGGAGCGUUGGGAGGUAUUAUUCCGUCAUGAGGUGUUAUCCUCUCUUGAUGGAUCAUUACCUGUAGAGGAAGAAGUUUUAUCUAUGAGUAUAGAGGAAGCAAAAAGGAAAGCAAGAGAAGAUUUCUCUAAGGUUUAUUGCUCUUCUUCUGAUCCAUGGAAAGAAGUAUCAACAAGGAUGGAGCAAAGAUUAUAUGAGAUGGGAUCGGCAUUAGAAGAAUCAAACCUUGAGGCAAUUAAGAGUAAUUGCAGCAGACCUCUAGAUCAGCUCAAGACCGAACUAGCUGAGGAGGCAGUAUCAUAUUAUAUGUGGCAAACAUUUGCAUCAAUGGCUCGUAAAAAGGCAGAAGAAUUAUUACUAUCAGAGGCAGCAGCAAUAAAGACAAAUGUUCGUCUUUCUCCUUCAUUAGUACAUCGUGUUUCUUCUCAUUGGAUGCAAACUGAGCUCAAGGCUGCAUACGAACCUAUCAUCAAGAAUAACUUCUUUGGUCUAUUAUACAAUGUUGUAGGAGCUGCAUUAGUGUUAUUAGGGUUUUAUUUAGCUCUUUCUUUUUCUUUAUUAUUCCUCUUUGUCUCUCUUGGUGGUAUUAGGGUUAUUAAGGUGCCUAUACACCCGAUUAGGGUUAGAGAUGUCCGUGACGGUAGUAGUAGUGUUUAUCUCUGGUGUUUCUCUCUUAUGUUACUCAAAGUAUUACCAUACAACAGCUAA